UGUAGUGCAAUAAUUCACAUGGCUGUGUUCGGAGUGAUGAAGUGUUGGGAGCUCGUUUGAAAUAUUUUACUCUUCGCUUUGUCUUUAUUAAGGAUGUACUCCUCUGUUUGUUUUAUUCUACGUUUGCGCGCUGUAUAAAAUGUUUCCGUAAAAGAAACGACACACCGGAAGUUGAUCUGGAGUGUAAGAGUAUUAGAUGUUGGAUUAGGUGUUUGUUGGGUGUCUGCUGUUUGUGUGCAUGAUGUUCGUGUUGGUGGAGAUGGUGGACACGGUGAGGAUUCCUCCCUGGUUCUUCAACAGACAGCUGAACGGAGCCAUAGCAGAGGAGCUCAACAAGAAGCUGGCCAACAAGGUGGUCUUUAACGUGGGUCUGUGUAUCUGUCUGUACGACAUCACUAAACUGGAAGAUUCCUACAUUUUCCCUGGAGACGGAGCUUCACACACCAAAGUUCAUUUCAGAUACGUUGUUUUCCACCCAUUCCUCGAUGAGAUCCUCAUUGGAAAGAUCAAGUACUGCAGCCAGGAGGGAGUUCAUGUGUCUAUGGGCUUCUUUGAUGAUAUCCUGAUUCCUCCAGAGUCACUUCAACAGCCGGCAAGGUUCGAUGAAGCCGAGCAGGUCUGGCUGUGGGAGUACGAGACAGACGAAGGAGCUCACGACCUCUACAUGGACCAGGGGGAGGAGAUCCGCUUCAGAGUGACAGACGAAGUCUUCGUGGACACGUCGCCAACCGGCCCGGCCGCCGCCGACACCGACACAGCUGCUCAACCAGGACAGUCGACGGCGCCACCGCCAGAGGAAAGCGGGGAGAAGAAGGAGGCUCCAUACACUCUGAUCGGGACCAUCUGUGAGCCUGGGCUGGGAUUGCUGUCAUGGUGGAAUAACUAACACCACAGAAGAAGUUUGUUGACUGAUCAGAGAGAGAAGAGACAAACAGCUGGAUCAAGAGAACUGAAGUAAACACACAGAGACUGAAUCUGCUCUAUGAAGCAGGAUAAUGUGUUAUCAUUACUGCAAAUGAACAAACCAGCCUCAUAUUAGCAUCUGAACAUUAUCAUUUAUUUAAUAAAAAUGGAUUGAAACAUG
Cheilinus undulatus (humphead wrasse) is the source of this 1084-nucleotide messenger RNA. It is a transcript of the gene polr3h, whose product is annotated as polymerase (RNA) III (DNA directed) polypeptide H. Gene Ontology annotation, molecular function: DNA-directed RNA polymerase activity; DNA binding. Gene Ontology annotation, biological process: transcription initiation at RNA polymerase III promoter; DNA-templated transcription. The record is from RefSeq and is a predicted model, not a curated record. The transcript is spliced from 6 exons. The coding region runs from base 239 to 886 and encodes 215 amino acids. Gene Ontology annotation, cellular component: RNA polymerase III complex. Lineage: Eukaryota; Metazoa; Chordata; Actinopteri; Labriformes; Labridae.